Messenger RNA from Rhodofomes roseus, 2969 nucleotides. RefSeq names its product plasma-membrane choline transporter-domain-containing protein. Gene Ontology annotation, cellular component: plasma membrane. Gene Ontology annotation, biological process: transmembrane transport. The coding region runs from base 429 to 2765 and encodes 778 amino acids. The record is from RefSeq and is a predicted model, not a curated record. Gene Ontology annotation, molecular function: transmembrane transporter activity. NCBI's taxonomy places the organism in Eukaryota, Fungi, Basidiomycota, Agaricomycetes, Polyporales, Fomitopsidaceae. The transcript has 6 exons.
GGUGGGCAUUGAGUGUGUCCUUUCACUGUCAGUUGAAGCCUCACGCAGGGGCGGAGAUGAUCUUAGGGGCCGGGCGAUCGGAAUCGACGUUCGCCAUGCUUCGGAAUCAGAUUAGGCCGUAUGGAGGACGCAUGGGCACAUUGCUGUAUCAAUGACUGCUGCCAGGACUGAGCACACCGCUCGCCACAGCGAACUCGCAGCAGGGAGGCAGCGGACAAAGCCUGAUUGAGGCAGCCGGGUGACUCCAACUCGCACAGUCGCACUCGAGUGCACGCCGCGUCGCCUCUUGCGCGCUACCGCCACCAGCAGGCGGGACAACGUAAUCUCGCAGCCUCCCUUUUUACUUCCCUACUUAUCGCCUUCUGGGGUGCUUCCGACUCCUCGAUUCACACAUCCUUCACUCUGGACAAGCUAGCACGACAGUGGCUAUGGCCACCUCCUUCGCCGCAUAUGCGUCACAACUGCUGAACAGGCCGCAAGCCGGGACUUCGAGUCUGUCGUCAUCCCAGCCUCUCUUCUAUUCUUUCUCAACCGAGAACGGGUCUCGUGCAGGCAAUCCCGAGGACGCUGAUCUUGACGACCUUGACGACCUUGACGAUCCUCAUCUGAACGCGAUGAGCAGGGACACCAUGAGGGGGCAGCGGAGUAGAGUGGACGAAGAAGACGAGGAUCCCUAUUUGCGGCUAGACGAGGAGGAAGCAGGCAUGUCAAGACAUCAGGCGCAGUCUGUACCUCUCCUUGGUGUCUCUCAAGACGAUGGUGCGAAAGGCUGGCUUGCGCACGCCUCACCGCUGCGCUCGCCAUCGCCUUCACCCUCGUCGUCCUCGGUUGACUCCGGGCACCCGCCGCCAGAUAUCAUGGCGGCGACGUCCAGACCACCGAUACGCACCGAACGAGUACCUCCACCCCUGCCUCCACCACGAGCGGAGGUCGCCCUUUCUUUGACUGAGUCGCUAUUGCCUCGGGAUGGACGGACGCGACCACUGGACGUCUUCUCACUCCCGGAUCCCAGGUUUGUCCCAAAGAGUAGACGGAAGUACAACGACUCGUCGUGGACAGCAGCCUGGUGCGCAAGCGUCGGCACAUGUCUGUUCUUCUCCAUCCUCGUCCUCUUCCUCACGCGUCAACCCGACAACCGCCAUCGAGUUAUCCUACCAUAUGUCACCCUUCUGCAUACCGUCCCCUUGCUCACGAUACUGAUCUUCACGAGUGCAUGUGUGGCCUACGCACACGUCCUUCUCCUACGGAUAUUUGUGAAGCCCGUUAUGAUCGCCACUUCAGUAUUCAUACCGGCUACAUUGUUCAUCUCGGCCAUCUGGGCGUUUGUGGGUAGCUUCAUGUGGGAUGGGAACCAGGAACCAACAUGGGGAGAGACGGUCGGUCUCCGUUUAUUCUCAGUAGUGCCUCUAGUCCUCUCACUACUCACUGCGCGGCGACUGCUUGACCUUCCGAGGGACAUUCAUACUGCAUCCUCAUUGCUCACCCUGACUACUCGGCUGCUCAUCGCGAAUCCCUUCCUCCUCGCGCUUUCGCCCGCUGUCCUCCUUGCAUCUCUGCUGCUCUCCAUCCCGUUCAUCACCCUGGCCUUCCGCUUGCUCCUCAUCGGGUACUUCACUCAGGCAUCAAGCACAUCUGGUUUCGAAUGGCACGUUCGAGGAUGGGCAAACUGGUCGAUAGUGGGGGCUCUUGGUGUUUGGCUAUGGAGCUGGGGCGUGGCCCGUGGCUUGCUCCGUGCCAGCUGUGCGGCGACGAUCGGUGCAUGGUACUACGCUGACCCCUCGUUACCUCCUCCGCCCCCGACUUCCACGCACACCAUCCAUGCUGCGAUCACACGGGCGACGCAGCCGUCCCUGGGCUCGAUCGUCCUCUCGGCCCUGAUCCUAGCGGGGAUCAGGCUUCUCGGCUUGCUGACGACAGGGCUGCGGAUGCUCCCGUACUACCUCCCGCCACAUCUCCGCUUCAUGAGCGUCGGCGCCGGUAUGCUGGUGGCGUACAUGGAGACCAUUACGGGCACCCUCAGCAAGUACGCCCUGAUCUACGUCGGCCUGACGGGGGAUCCGUUCUUCCCAAGUGCUCGGAGGUCGCGCGCCUUGACGGCUGCGGUGGAGCAUUCGUCUGCGAUCAAUUACCGACGCAGGUUCAGGACUGAGCCGCCUCUCACGCUACUCACUGUCGCGCCGCUCACGCUGACAUUCCCGUUUGCGCUCGGGACGUACCUGUUCGUUGCACAUACUCUGAACGCACCGGACCAGGCGUUGUUCGCGGCGAUGCUGGCCGGUUGUAUCACUGCUUUGGUGGGCUCGUUCUGCGUCGGCCUUGUGAGAGAUACCGCGGACACGCUCUAUAUUUGCUACUGCAUAGACAAGGAUAUCGGAUUAAGACGCAGAGACGAAGUCUUCGAGGCGUUCGAGUAUCAAAGUGCCAGGCGAGCACAACCGGCGAAUUUCCGGGCGCCACCGCAACGGAUGCCUGAGCCGCAGCAACCUCGCUCUCGCCUCGAACCCGCGGUGCAGAUGCCGCCUCCACGGGCGGAGACUCCAGAUCCUUUCGAGCAGUCUCCCACCGAGGAGGAAGAACACCCCUACCCUGACUCGAUGUCGCCCUCUUCAUCCGCAUUCAACUCGAAGUCCCGGCUGCCCCUGAGUCGGCGUACGAGUAUGCUAGACCCAGUCCUCAGCACUACACUUCCGCCGCAUCAGGAGAGUGACGAGGACAGCAUGCAGGAUGAGGACCUGCCGCUGUUCCCCGGCUCCGAUCUCUUCUGAUAUACAUACGCACUGACUGUCAAUGUCGUCAAGAUCCCUUCAUGUCUUCACGGGCCAUUCUUAUGUAUUAUAUCUUCAUCUCGCUGUCGACCAGGACAUUGUUAGCUCGUUGCAUCCUUGGUGGUACGUAGUCGGAUGCUGCCGUCAAUCCUGACAUUGCAUAUAGGUAUGUUCAUAGACUGAUACUCUGAUCUCAUGUUGUGU